This is a messenger RNA of Megachile rotundata (alfalfa leafcutting bee), 1029 nucleotides long. It is a transcript of the gene Mlc-c, whose product is annotated as Myosin light chain cytoplasmic. Gene Ontology annotation, cellular component: myosin II complex. The record is from RefSeq and is a predicted model, not a curated record. Lineage: Eukaryota; Metazoa; Arthropoda; Insecta; Hymenoptera; Megachilidae. Gene Ontology annotation, molecular function: calcium ion binding; myosin heavy chain binding.
GAACGUAAAUGAUAUCUUCGAUGUCGAACAGGUCAGAUUAAAGAGGGGCGGACAGUUUUCUUGCUGCUUAAUUCGGGUCAAGAAUAUCGUUACCUUAUUAGACUUACGUUGGUCACACCGACUCGUGUACUCGGCGAUUGCCUUUUAUGGUUAGGCUCUACGCUAUAAAGAAACACUAACGGAAAAGCAAAAACGAAGACAAGGAGUGUAGGGUAUCGUAUUCGUAAUAUCGAUGAAACUUUGAGCCGUUAACUGGUUUAUACCGAGUGUUGUGUGUAAAAUGUAUAGCUGUAGUUAUAGAGAAUUAACUAACAGAAUGAUGUCAUCGAUGGAAGAAUUUCAGGAAGCGUUCCAACUUUUUGACAGUCGUGGAGAUGGAAAAAUUCAUGUGGCACAAAUUGGAGACGCGCUACGUGCUCUUGGACAAAAUCCGACAGAAUCGGAUGUAAAGAAGUUUACACAUCAGCAUAAACCUGAUGAACGUAUUAGUUUCGAAGUGUUUCUUCCUAUCUAUCAAGCUAUAAGCAAAUCUCGUACUUCCGACACCGCUGAUGACUUUAUAGAAGGCUUACGUCAUUUCGAUAAGGAUGGGAAUGGUUUUAUCUCCUCUGCCGAAUUGAGACAUUUGUUGACGACGUUAGGCGAGAAACUCAGUGACGAAGAAGUCGAAACGCUGUUAGCUGGUCACGAAGAUUCGCAGGGUAAUAUCAAUUACGAAGACUUUGUUCGUCAAGUGAUGUGCGGUUGAAUUUCUAUACGAACCGAACGAAAUCACGAUGAUAAACGUAUAAGUUAAAAGUAAAGCGGAAUUUAAAAGAAAGAGAGACGUUCGAAGAUCUUGCAAAUUUUCCAGCUUAAACAUUCCAUAUUAUAUUAUUUGUGUAUGAUUUUUAGGAAUUUUUAGUUAUUUCUUUAUUCAAAAUAUAUAAUGAGAAUAUUCAUCGGGUACUUUUUACGACGGUGUGAGAAAAGAACAGAAAUAGCAUUGUGUAUAACGCGAAUGAAAUAAAACUUGUUGAAUAUAAAAUA